AUGGAACAACCUGCAUCUUUAUCUCAAUGUGACCAACUUGCUAAAUUAAAUGAUUCUGUGAACUCACAAAAUAUUGCAGCCCCUAAUUCUCCUCAUGGAAGCAGCUCUUCCAUAAUGCAAGCUAGCAACAACAAUUCAUCAACGCAAGUUGUUGAUCCUAUUGAGCCCAUUGCCCCUACAUCACCAGAUAUGCAAAUAGAAAAUACUCACCCAAUGCUCACCCCAGGUAAAACACAAACUUUGCCUAAUCCUACCUUUCAAUCCCGUAUUUUCACAACUUUCUUACAACCUGAUAUCUCUGCAGAAUCAAAAAUAAUUAAAUCCGCUCUUUCUAGACCACAUUGGUUAACUGCUAUGAAUGAAGAGCUAGCAACCCUGAAAUCUAGUGACACAUGGAUGUUGGUACCUCGACAACCUCAUAAGAUCAUUGUUGGGUCUAGAUGGGUGUUCAAAACAAAAGUAAAGUCGGAUGGAAAAAAUCAGUCAACAAGAGUUAUCUAUGAAGUGUUGCAAGAGGAAUUCACAAAUGAUAAAUGGGCAUGGCGUAAGUGUGGUCAGAAGUCAAUCAAAGGUUAUCCAUUUCCAAGGAACUACUUUAAGUGUAGUACAUCAAGAUCCUGCCAAGCAAAGAAAAUAAUUGAGAAAAUUCCAAAGAAUGAGAACUAUUUAUGUGUGUCCUAUUCUGGUCAACACAACCAUGAUCCUCCUACAUAUCGCAGAUCUCUUGCUUUAUAUAACAAUAGUUCCAAAAACAAACUUCCAAAAAGCAUAAAUAUUGUGCCCAAAGUGUUAAACUUGAAUGCAUCAUCAUCCUCGUCCAAGCAUGCUAACCGUUUCAAAGUUGAUGCCUCUUCAAUUAGUCAAACUGCAACUACACUUGAAAUUGAGAGAAAAAAACGGUUGAUGUUGUCACGGAGAACAAAGAUGAUGGUGAAGAGGAGGAGAACGCGUAUGACAAUUUUUUCAUGGGGUUUUAAGAAUUUCAAGAAGUUACUGCUUCCAUCUUAUGGGAAUGAAAUGAACAAGAGGAAUUGA
Solanum tuberosum (potato) is the source of this 1035-nucleotide messenger RNA. Its product is annotated as probable WRKY transcription factor 27. NCBI's taxonomy places the organism in Eukaryota, Viridiplantae, Streptophyta, Magnoliopsida, Solanales, Solanaceae. The record is from RefSeq and is a predicted model, not a curated record. The coding region runs from base 1 to 1035 and encodes 344 amino acids. The transcript has 4 exons. Gene Ontology annotation, cellular component: nucleus. Gene Ontology annotation, molecular function: DNA-binding transcription factor activity; transcription cis-regulatory region binding. Gene Ontology annotation, biological process: regulation of DNA-templated transcription.